Messenger RNA from Notodromas monacha, 873 nucleotides. The record is from the annotation of a GenBank genome assembly. NCBI's taxonomy places the organism in Eukaryota, Metazoa, Arthropoda, Ostracoda, Podocopida, Cyprididae.
UUUUUCUUCAGGUUUGGUGAAAGUUUGCGUUGUUCAUCAGCUAACAUUCGAUCGCCAUGCCGUUUUACGCAGUGGUGCGUGGUUACAAUCCUGGAAUUUAUUAUUCUUGGGCAGAGUGUGAGCCGCAAGUCUCUGGGUUCAGUGGGGCGGAUUAUAGGAAGUUCCCCGCACUAGAAUGCGCGGAAGCGUACUGUCGUGACCCGGAAGCAUUCUGGAGACUGGGAUUGCCGAUCAGAAGACGUAGUCGUCGGCCAUACAGGAGAUAUCCUUUUCCGGGAGCACAUCUCCAGCCUGCGAUUCCUCUGCGGAUUCUGGUUCAGGCUCGUUUGGCGGAGGACGAUGAUUUUCAUUUUACGGAAGAUGGAUUUGCCAUAUGUUACACGGAUGGGUCCUGCAUGGGCCGGUUGAGGAACGCUGGUGUUGGGGUCUGGUUUGGAAAUGAUCAUGUCGCGAACAUUUGCGAACCCUUGCCCAUUCCGGGGACAAACAACAAAGCAGAACUGUUGGCUGUGCUCUAUGCAAUCCACGCUGCGAGGGAAUCCGGUUUGGAUAUGCUGGAGGUCAGAACUGAUUCGAGGUAUGCAAUAUAUAGCCUCACUGAAUGGUUACCGAAGUGGAAAAGCAACAAUUGGCUGACAACCGAGAAUACAGAUGUCCAGAAUCAAGGAGAGAUCCGAGCCAUCGAUGAAGUCCGCAAUUAUAUGGAAGUGCGCUUCGAGUGGACCCCAGGCCAUGCGGGUAACUCUGGAAAUUCAGCCGCAGAUUCGCUUGCGAAGCGUGGUGCUGCUAGGGCGUUGACAGUCUAUCGGCAAUAGAUUCCAAGUCUGUCAAAUUGGCAAGACCCUUCCUCUGUAUCUCGCUCGCCGAAACGUU